GCGGAAGCAUGGCGCGACGCUUCCUGUCCGCCUGCUGUCUGUGCGGCCUGGCUUGGCGACUCGCGCCGUGCGCCGUCGACGCGUGCCUGGCCGCGACCAGCGCGGCCCUGGCGCUGGCCGCCGGGAGGUCCGCGGCGCGCGCCGGUGGGCGAGCGCGGCGAGGCGGCGAGGCUCAGGUUGCGCGUCGGUUCAAGAAGGACAUAGAGGUCGAGGCCAUGUCGGAGGCGGAGGCGGAGGCCAAGGGCAUCAUGCGAUGGCCAGUCUGGAGCUCCCCCGUGACGAAGUUCGAUUGGCAGUGGUCCGGCGACGAGGAGGCGUGGAUACUCGAUGGCGAGGCGACCAUCACGCCCACUGGCGACUGGAAGGACCAGAAGGAGGUGACAGUGAAGGCGGGCGACUUCUGCGUGUUUCCCGACGGCAUGACCUGCAUCUGGAACGUCACCAAGUCCAUCAGCAAGCGCUACAACUACCCCUAG
Molecule: messenger RNA, 476 nt
Organism: Prorocentrum cordatum
Lineage: Eukaryota; Dinophyceae; Prorocentrales; Prorocentraceae
Source: the annotation of a GenBank genome assembly